This is a messenger RNA of Ruditapes philippinarum (Manila clam), 5789 nucleotides long. RefSeq lists its product as uncharacterized. NCBI's taxonomy places the organism in Eukaryota, Metazoa, Mollusca, Bivalvia, Venerida, Veneridae. Bases 211 to 3612 code for a protein of 1133 amino acids. The record is from RefSeq and is a predicted model, not a curated record. The transcript has 5 exons.
UUUUUCUCUGUCUAUUACGCAGAUGUUUUUUGCACGCAGAUAAAUCUGAAAGGGAAAGAAAAUGUGUCGGGGAUUAUCAACAUUACUACAGUUUGGGACAUUAUUAGGUUUCUAAAUACAUUCAAAUUCAGGAGAUGUGAGAUCUAUUACACGGCGAGGAUUAUAUGAUUCUUGCACAGUAUCAGUUCAGUUUAUGGGCAGGAAACGAAGAUGUCUGAUUAUAAGUCUAAACUGACAAACAAGGACUUUCGUAACUGGCUCGGGGCGCACUUUGCUGUAUCUGAAGCCAAAGCUGGCUUGCAGGAUGUCGUCUGCGACACGUUGCAAACUCGUCAUCAGGAGAUAAUUAACCAUGUCACAACUCAAACACUCAGUAACUUCCGGUGCUCAAGUUGCUAUACUCAGACUAUUAUUUGUUGUUCAUUAAACACUUGUAAUCGAAAAUGCUCGAAGCAUCAACUAUUUAGACCGUGUCCAAAUGGAGUGUGUGACAAGAUACGGGAUAGAAUUAUAACCGAUCAUAGAUUCUCCAAUCCUUCCUGGAAGAAUACUCGUGCAGAACUUUGGAACAAAUCCUACUGGGAGUAUGCUAAAUGUUUUAUGCCCCUUGGGGGGUAUUCCGACAAGAAUACCUUUUCAGAAACAGACCUAAAUGGAAUCAUAAGUAUAUUGUUAAACCAGAAUGAUUUUGUUAACGAAGUCAACGAUUCCAUUUGUGAUAAGGCACGACAUUUAUUGAACGAUUUGAGACACAAUUCAGAUAUGUUACUUAGCGACCAGAAGCUAGAAGAUGUCGUCUGCACACUACAACAACUUCUGUCCUGUUGUGAGAGUUUCAAAAAUAAUUCCAAGACCUCAGACGCUCGAGCCAAAUUAGAACAGUUGAAAGAUGGUUCUUUUGUUUUACCUGAAGGAUAUGGACAGCAGUGUCUACAGAGUCAAAUUGAGAAAAAUCUUAAGAAGGACUUAAUACAAUUCAACAAAGAUAUACAUGGCACGAUACCUAUCUCCCCGCUGUUUGAAGAUAUUGACAUGGCAGUUCCGGACGUUUAUGUCCAGCCUACAAUCAACAGGGUUUUGUCGGGCUGCCCAAACGCCAAAAAAGGCCAAAGAACAGCACGUAUAUCAUCUUUCAGAGAAAUAUUUCACGGUCAGAACGGACCUUAUCGUGAAAUAUAUUUGUGUGCAGAAACCGGGCUUGGAAAAUCGGUGUUUGGAAAACGGUUAGCUUUGAUAUGGAGACAAGCGAACGAAUCUGACAAAAUUCAGAGAAGCUUUACCCAGGACGAAAUCGAUGAAAUCAGUUAUUUUGAUUUUGUAUUUUACAUUUCCUUAAAAGAAUCUGAUCAGACGCAUCUUGACGUUGACGAAAUGAUACAGCAACAGAUCAUUAGAUACCUUGCGCAUGCGUCACAAUACAAAACUGAAUUUCUUGAACAUAUCUUAUCAGAGAGAAAAUGUCUGAUUAUUCUAGAUGGUCUCGACGAAUGGUCACAUGAAAAAGGGAAUAUUCCAAUUAGAAGACCUAGGCAAUCUUGCACAUUUUUAACCACCACUCGCCCUUGGAGAUAUACAGUGGCUAGAAUAAAACAAAGUAAGAUUGAUCUACAGCUAGAAAUGACAGGUAUUGAUAAAGAGGGUAAGAAAGCUUUAAUAACAAACAUAUUAAAACAUUUCGGUAGUUGUGACGAUCAGUCGGAGUUGGAGAACAGUUUGAAGGAAUUUGAAAAAAAAGUUGCAAGAAGAAACGUCAAUGACCUGGAGACUAGUCCAAUGUUAUUAUUAUACAUGAUAUGUCUCUGGCAGGAUGGGAAACCAUUAGGUGAUUCUCGUUGUGAUUUAUACUGUAACAUCUUAGAGAUGCUGCUACAAAAAGUGGCACGACAACUGCAGCAGGAGGUAGAAAUUAAUCCGAAUGACAGUACUUACAAACCAGAAUGCUUCGAGGGAAAGGAGCAUUGUUGUAAGAACAUUCAUUUCGUGAAGGACUUGUCGCAUAUUGCUUUCCUUACACUCUUCAAUCAAAGUUCAGUAGAAAAUAGGCUGGUAUUUAAUGAAAAUAUAGCAAAGAAAAACAUGUCAAAAAGCUGCAUUGAAUUUUGGCUGAAGACCGGCAUAAUAACAAAGAUAGUACGGAGUAAAGGAUUAACAUCCCGUGAUAUAAGGAUAUCCUUUAUUCACAAAACUUUUCACGAGUUCUUCGCUGCUCUCCAUGUAGCAUUUAACCAAAAAGAGACAGACAUUGUGAUUAAAUCAUGUCCAGAUAUAAAUUCAGUUUUACUGAACGCAAGCUGUUUACAGAAUCUAUGUGGGCUCAGUCCAAUUGCAAGUCAAACAGUUCUAAACGGGAUAGCAAAUGUUAUUUCAAACAGUUGUCAAACAAAAAGCCUCCGGAGAAAUACGUACGCUUUCGCAGACUACUGGGAAAUGUGUGAUUUAAAACAAGAUUUCCAGAAUGUAAUGGUAGCGUGUGUGAAUGAAUGUAGAGACAACGGGUACGAACCUCGUUAUCAGUUGGAAGAUAUGUUUCUGAAUUUUGAAGGUGAACCUGAGAGCCAGUAUGUAUCAUCAUUGAUUGAUUUAUUAAGGCACUCAGAUGAUGAAACGUUAAGGCACACAGUUGUUAAAUCAAUCAAAUUUGGACGGGCUCUUUCCCGCAAAAGUGUCCAUGAUCUAAGACUGCGACUGGGAGUGGACAAAAUGAAAUCACUGCAAAAACUGGAUAUCUGGGGUCAUCCUUGUAGUAAAGAUGUUGAAAUGAUGCUAGGGGCGUCUCCGGACACAUUAGAGUGUCUUCUUCUUCAUGGGUGCGAAAUGCAAGGAACAAAAGAAAUUGAAAGGUACAUUGAAGUAUCUGAGGGAAGCGUCGAUAAACUGAUGUCUUUAAAGGUUUUGGAAAGCAUCGAUCUUUAUUGUAUAUCAAUGAAUCAUAGUCAGAUAGAAAAAGUAGUAAAGUGGAUAGAAGGUAGGAAGUCGAUGAGACAAAUUAAAAUAGCCCGGGUAAAAUGCCUAGAUCAUGAGAAUAACAAUUGUGUUGCGCGUAUACUGGAUCUGUCUGAACACACGCAACUUGAUGUCAUUGGUGUUGGAAACAUGUGCGCUGAUCAGGUAAAGGUCAACCCCUUAUCAAUACGGGAAUUUUGGGGAGAAUGCAACCAGGCUAUGGUCACGUCAUUCUUGACCGACUACGCUUCGUCCGCCAUCAAUAUUCGUACAUUAGUUAUUGAAUUCAUAGAUUCAUACGAAACUGUCAAAAAGAUAUUAAGUAGAUUAACUCAUUUUGAACACUUAGUUAACCUACAAUUGAAAGGUCUUGACCUGCAAAAAAACGAACUUAUAUUGUCGAGACACAAAACUGUUGAACACGUGCGACUCAUUGAAAUAAGUAUGGAGAAUCAAGCAUUGAGAAACUUGAUUGAACAGUUAAGUACAUAUAAACAUAGUGUUACAGUAGAAAUCGCCUCGUGUGACGUGGAGCAUGAGAGCGGUGCCGAAAGUUUUGAAGAACUAAGACAGGAAAUAGAGAUGUCGCCUGAAAAGUACUCUGUAAUUGCCAACCUGAAAUGCUCCGGACACGACAAUGCUUUUGCGUUCAGAACACUGCCUUCAUAACAUGCUUUGGUUGUUGGGUCGUUCGAAUGGUGACACAUAGAUUAACAAGGAUGACGUUCCUAUACGAGAGCUGGAGUUUAAGGUUGAGAGUAUAAAAUAUUUCAGUAUUAUAUCUUCAGCAUUCAUGAUAUUAAAACAUAUAUAAAACAUACAUUUAUUUCAAACAGGAGAAAGUAUUUAUGACGAAAAUGAAUGUGUCGUGUCAAUCAGCAUUAUCAUGGUUAUCCUAAAAGUAGUUUGGAAAACAUUCAUGUGUGGAUUGUGAUCUAAUCAUAUUCCUAUUGUGAUCCAUAUUUACAUUAGUUAGGUCUUGGUCUUCCAGAAAUAACUGCAUUUCUAAGAAAGCUAUUUUAACAAAUAAUGUCUAUUAUGAAGAAAUUGUUUUUCAUCAUCACUAUAAAUAGCCUAAAAGAGAUUCCAAAUUGUGGAAAUAUUUAGACUAGUUGCUGUUUUUUGUUUGUUUUUUUUUUUUCACAAAGAAAAUAUGUUUAUGUUUAUGGCUGUUUUUCUUCUUCAUCCAACUUUGUGCAUAUCAUUAUAUCAAAGUGAGUUCGAAAUUUAAGUGUAUUUAACUGCGUAUUAUUUAAGAGUAUUUGUUAAGUGCAUUUGAUACGUGUAAGGUAAGAAUAUUUUAUACACGUGUUAGAUACGUGUAUUUGAUCUGCAAGUUAGUUUAGUUAGAUUAUUGUAUUUUGAUACAGAUGCUAUUUAAGUGUAUUUGAUACAAGAUUAUGACAAGUGUAUUUGAUUUCAUAUAAAGUGCAUUUAAUAUGUAUUUAGUUAAACGUAUUUCAUAUGCAUGUUAGUUAAGUGUAUUUGAUUCACGAGUCAAGUGUUUUUGAUUGUUUGUUUGUUUCAUUUUACGCCUUUUCCCAACAGUAUUUCAGUCAUAUAGGCGGGUAGUUUCCUAUCCAUCGUUCCUGGAGAGUUACACCAGUACUAGACUACCUUCCUCCGCGCUAAACUACCAAAGCAUCUCCCGGGGAUCGAACCCACGCCAGAGAGGUAACUGGAUUAGAAGUCAGCGACUCUAACCCCUCGACCACGGAGGCGGUUUUGUAUUUGAUAUGCGGGUUACUUAGGUGUAUUUCAUACGCAGGUUAUUUAAGUGUAUUUGAUACGCAUGUUAUGUAAGGGCAUCUGGUACCCACGUUACUUAAGUGUUUUUGAUACGCAGGUAACUUACGUGUAAUUGAUACGCAGGUUACUUAAGUGUAUUUGAUACACAUGUUAUUUAAAGGUAUCUGGUACCCCAAUACGAAAAUUUGUUUAAAACACGUGAUUUAAGUGCAUUUGAUACGCAGUUUACUUAAGUGUAUCUUUACGCAGGUUAUUUAAGUGUAUUUGAUACGCAGGUUAUUUAAGUGUAUUUGAUACGCAGAUUGUUUAAGUGUAUUUGAAUCGCAGGUUAACUAAGGGUAUCUGGUACCAACGUUACUACGUAGAUGAUUUAAGUGUAUUUGAUACGCAGGUUACUUAAGUGUAUUUGAUACGCAUAUUAUUUAAGUGUUUUUGAUACGCAUGUUAUUUAAAGGUAUCUGGUGCCCACGUUAUUUAAGUGUUUUGAUACGCAGUUAACUUAAGUGCAUUUGAUACGCAGGUUACUUUUUAAUACGCACGUUACUUAAUUGUAUAUGGUCCUCAUGUUACUUAAGUGUAUUUGAUACACGUUACUUAAGUGUAUCUGGUCCUCAUGUUACUUAAGUGUAUUUGAUACGCAGGUUACUUAAGUGAAUUUGAUACGCAGGUUACCUAAGUGUAUUUGAUACGAAGGUUAUUUAACUGUAUUUGAUACGCAUGUUAUUUAAGUGUAACUGGAACCCAUGUUUCUUUAGUGUAUUUGAUACGCAUAUCAUUUAAGGGAAUCUGGUUCACACGUUACUUAAGUGUAUUUGUCCGUCUCAUAAUCUGCAUAAUACAAUAAUCAUAUAUUCAUAUAUAAGGGAGGUUUUAGGCGGUGUUUUUUUUCUGUCGAAAGUUUUAUUGCAAUGACUUUCUAUGUUUAAACGUUCCAGAAUUACUCAAACAUGAAAUGUGCAAUCAAAUUGGAACAUCCUUUUAUUAUGUUCACAUACAGUAUAUACCUUUGUUAAAAACAUAAUAUGAAGUAAUAUGUAACAAUAUAGUACAUUGUACAUGUUUUGGUCUACUGCUUGAAAAUAAACACCAAUAAACAA